AACGGCUACUUUGCCUCACAGCUGAUGACGGAAGUAGCCAAAGCGGUCGUUGACACGUCACUGAGGUCAAGCUGGAGGAAAGAUGGCGAGCACCUAUGAGAGUUUCAACUUGCGCACCACACCGGAGAAGUUUUUCAUAGAGCCUUGUGAUGAUGGAUCCGAGGAUGUUCUGACUAUAGACAGGGUGUCGACAGAGAUGACUCUCACAGGUAAAAGGGACAUCCCUGCAUCUGCUGAGACCAAGCCGAUAUGUGGACUCAUGGGGACUAUACGUUUGGUGGCAGGCAUGUACCUGAUUGUUAUCACAAAGAAGAAGAAGGUGGGCGAUUUGCUGGGCCAUGCUGUGUGGAAGGCUCUGGACUUUGAUAUCCUCUCCUAUAAGAAGACAAUACUACACCUGACAGACACUCAGAUGCAAGACAACAAGACAUUCCUGUCCAUGAUCAACAAUGUGCUUCAUACGGACGGCUUCUACUUUGCAACAAACUACGACCUGACCCACUCUCUGCAGCGCCUGGCCAACACCAGCCCCGAGUUUCAGGAGAUGAGCCUUCUGGAGAGGGCAGAUCAGCGCUUCGUCUGGAAUGGCCACCUGUUGAGGGAAUUCAUUGCACAGCCAGAGUUACACAAGUUUGUGUAUCCUGUUGUCCAUGGCUUCAUCAUCAUGAAGUCCAGCUGCAUCAAUGGUAAGGUGUGUGAGUGGACUAUUAUCUCCAGGAGGAGCUGUUUCAGAGCCGGUGUCCGUUACUACGUCCGAGGCAUAGAUUCAGAAGGCCAUCCUGCUAAUUACGUGGAAACGGAGCAGAUCGUACAGUACAACAGUGCCAAGGCGUCAUUUGUUCAGACAAGAGGCUCCAUUCCCUUCUACUGGUCCCAAAGGCCCAAUCUCAAGUACAAGCCAAAACCACAGAUCAGCAAAACAGUGAACCACAUGGAUGGAUUCCAGAGACACUUUGACUCACAGAUUAUUCUCUAUGGAAGACAAGUCAUUUUGAACUUGAUCAAUCAAAAGGGCUCAGAGAAACCACUGGAACUGGCAUUUGGCAAGAUGGUGACCAACUUGGGUAAUGGCAUGAUCAAGUACAUAGCCUUUGACUUCCACAAGGAGUGCAGUCGUAUGAGGUGGCACCGCCUGCAGAUCUUAGUGGACAUGGUUGCUGAAAUGCAGGAUGAAUUUGGAUAUUUCCUGGUGGAUGCAGAUGGGAAGGUGCUGUUGAAUCAGGAGGGGACUUUUCGGAGCAACUGCAUGGACUGUCUGGACCGUACCAAUGUCGUCCAGAGCCUGCUGGCUGAACGCUCGCUGCAGUCACAGCUACGGAGAAUGGGAGUCCUCCACAUGGGCCAGCAGAUUGAAGAGCAGGCAGACUUUAAGAAGAUGUACCAGAAUGCUUGGGCAGACAAUGCUGAUGCGUGCGCCAAGCAGUAUGCUGGUACUGGUGCCUUGAAGACUGACUUCACCAGGACCGGAAAGAGGACUCAGUGGGGGCUGCUGAUGGAUGGCUGGAACUCCAUGAUCCGAUAUUACAAAAACAACUUCUCUGAUGGUUUCAGACAGGACUCAAUUGAUCUGUUCCUGGGGAACUAUGCUGUAGAUGAAACUGAUUGGUCCACCCCACUGCAUGACCCCAAAGACUGGAAGUUUCUGACGUUGCCUAUCGUCAUGGUGGUAGCAUUCUCCAUGUGUAUCAUCUGCCUGCUAAUGGCUGGUGAUACGUGGACUGAGACUCUGGCCUAUGUGUUGUUCUGGGGAACAGCCAGCGUGGUGACGGGCGGCCUCAUCCUCUUUAAUGGACUGGACUUUGUAGAUGCUCCCAAGCUGGUCCAGAAGGAAAAGCUGGACUGAAUGUGUGUGUGUGGAAAGCAGCUAGGCCCUGGUGAGCUCACUACCUCAUCCUCUAGCUCUUCAUCACUUUACACCCAACAUCAGCAUCAGCAGGUCUGGAGCCUUUACUAACAGAGGGUGGAGUGGAGGAGAGGGGUGGUAAGUAGGGCCGGCCUCGUGUACCACGACGGUGGAAAGACAGAGACUGGGAGUGCACGGGCCUGCUGCUGUCCACACUGCAGCUACUGACAUGUGGACAGGUCUGUCUGUCCACAGUUUUACUGGACAAUGAACCUCUGGAGUAUAUUCCUACUGUAUGUGAUUGUUCAUGAUUUCAGAAGAAUGCUGUGGGAUCCCACAUAAAUGUUUGUCCCACUUCAUUCCCCUCAUGGAUGCAUCGGGAUCAGAAUCAAAACAGCUGCUGUGAUAUCACAGUACAGCUGUACUGUUAAUUUGCCUCUUGUCUUUUCUUUUCAUGUCUUUCCAUGUACAGUUGCUCUGUCCUGGGUUAAAUGCUAUCGGUUUCAGAGUCUUCAAGACCAGUAAUGGAUAUGAGACUGUCCUGUUCCAAUGGCCCCAAAGCAUCCGGCCUUCUUUUACCAAAAUUCAAAUUACCCUGCAAGUGUGUUAUUGGAAGUCCUCAGAAUACCAAAUAUCAAUUCAUAACUUGACUUAUGCAUUUGAGCGGUCUUUAUCACUUCAUAUAAAAUAUUAGGUAUAUAUUAGACGGUAUGGUUGGAACUUUUUGAAGUGGAGUUGUAUGGGGUACUUACCCUUAGACAGUGUAUUACAUACAAAGGAUGUCAGUCGGCACUCCCCUACUUUGGAGAAGCAGGCUGGAGUACAACGUGGAAGCUCAGGAAUCGACAGCUGUGGAUGAGUCAGCAACAAAACAUAUUUUAGCCACCUAAAAAAGUCCCACCUUUAAACAAAUCAAUAUCACUUUAAGUCUAUGGUAUGCUGAAAGUAUUUUCAGUGCUUUAUCUUUCCGUCAGACAGUUAGCUUUAUUUCCCCAUCUAUGCUCUCGUCAAAGCCACCAGACUCCAUUGCCAAAAACAGUAAUUUGACCUCAUGAAGCGAGAGAGCUGUUGGUCUACCGCUGCUUUAGUUAGUUUGUUUCUAUUAUUGUGUGACUUUGGUGAAACGAAACUAACCCUUUUAAACACCAAAGUCACACAAUUAACACAAACAAAUUAACUGAUGGAGGCAGCGGGAGACCAGUAGCUCCUGUGCUCAGCAAUGUUAAAUCACUGUAUUUCUCAGUGGAGUCUGGCUUUGAAGAUGGCGAUAGAAUGGCCUCAUUUUUCCGUGGGAAAUCACUGUCUGACAUUAAGUUAAAGCAGUGAAAAUACCCUCAAUAUAGCGUACACUGAAAAUGAUCUUGAUAUUUUAAGGUGGGACUUUUCAUAGGUGGCUAAAAUAUGUUAAAUUGCUGACCCAUCCACAGCAGUAGAAUGCUUAGCUUCCAUGUCAGACACCAGCCUGCUUCUCCAAACUGGGGGCAUGCUGACUGACAUCUACUGUAUGUAACAUAACUGUCUCUGGAUAAGUACCCCAUACAACCCACUUCAAAAAACUUGAACUAUCCCUUUAACAUAUGUUUGUGAUUAUCAUGAGUGUCACUGAUAGUUACCAAUACACAGUGAAAAUCAUGAGGUUGAGCGAUUAGAAGGCCACUGCAGAAUGUAAAUAAUACUGUAGAAGGCAGAAAUGCUUUGUUCCUGUUUGGAGCCUGUUUAACACUACUUGUAGGCUGGUAACAUUUCUCGUCAGUCAAGUGUAUCAUUAACUGACUGGUGUCAUUAGGUGUCACGGAACUUUUAAAUUAGAAUUAGAAUUCUGUGCUAUUUACUUAAUUCUUGCUCUCAGAUGAGUCACUUGUGAGCAGGAAUACAGAGAACAUAUAGUUAAACAGAAUUGUUAACCUUUUAACAUUAACACUUUAGAGGGUGUUAAAGACACCGUUGCUUAACAUUCUAAAUCUGACACAAUAUCAAGUAACUGCAGCAGCAGGAAGUCAAGUUACAGGUUGUUGUUUCAGAGCAUUAGUGGCAGACUGGCAGCUGUCUUUGGUAUUGAGGUGCCAACAUUUACUUAGCUCAUUCCUCCAUAAUAAUAUCAUUAGUUAUUACAUUCAUGUCAUUUUUCCUUGUACCCUCCACACUUUCAUUAAAGAUACAGUUGUGUUGCUAUAUUGGAUGUUGUUUCAGCAGCACCGGUCAGCUGUUUGCUACACAUGGACAAUCUGAUCUAAAUGACUGUGUGAUUUGAUUUGGGAUGGAGAUGCAUGGAUAUACUUAAUAUUUUGCUUGUUAAAUAAUGUUGUUAUUUCUGAAAUUCCUUCAGUGUACAUUGAACAGAAAUUUAAACAUUUUUGCUCCAGUUUUUCACAGGUUUAACUAAAAGAUCUAAAACUUUUUUAUGAACUCGAUAAAUAUGUUUCUCUCAAAUUUUGGUCACAAAUUUCUAAUAAUGUGUGUUAUUGAGCACUUAUCCUUGUCCAAGAUAAUCCAUCCACCUGACAGGUGCGGCAUAUCAAAAUG
Molecule: messenger RNA, 4366 nt
Organism: Epinephelus fuscoguttatus (brown-marbled grouper)
Lineage: Eukaryota; Metazoa; Chordata; Actinopteri; Perciformes; Serranidae
Gene: sacm1lb
Product: SAC1 like phosphatidylinositide phosphatase b
Exons: 20
Coding region: 83-1843 (586 amino acids)
Biological process (GO): phosphatidylinositol dephosphorylation
Cellular component (GO): endoplasmic reticulum
Molecular function (GO): phosphatidylinositol-4-phosphate phosphatase activity
Source: RefSeq, a predicted model, not a curated record